Molecule: messenger RNA, 3474 nt
Organism: Salvelinus namaycush (lake trout)
Lineage: Eukaryota; Metazoa; Chordata; Actinopteri; Salmoniformes; Salmonidae
Product: probable ATP-dependent RNA helicase DDX17
Exons: 12
Coding region: 417-2429 (670 amino acids)
Biological process (GO): alternative mRNA splicing, via spliceosome
Cellular component (GO): nucleus; cytoplasm; ribonucleoprotein complex
Molecular function (GO): RNA binding; RNA helicase activity; ATP binding
Source: RefSeq, a predicted model, not a curated record
AUACCAUAGAAGAAGAACUCUAGCUAGCUUAAGUUAAUAACAAUAACACUCGCUGCAGCGUAUAUAAAUAUUUGGCUGCAGUUUAGCUACCACCUGUUUGCGUUGAUUUGUAGUAAAAACAAAACUAGCUACUUGUUCAUUUGUCGAAAUAACACUUUAUACACGUUCGUUCAAUAAUAUUUAGACUAAUUUAGACUCAGAUUUACAAUUUUGUAUAGCUAGCCCCCUAAUGUUAAGACAAUAAGGGCCUUAACUAGCUAGAGUUACUGUAACGUUGAUAGCUUGCCGUUUUGAACGCGAGAAUCUAAGGCUUGCCUGCAAAAACUUGCCACUGUUCCAGCGGAUAAACAUAUUGUUUUAUAUAUAUAUAUAUUUAGCCAACGAACUAGCUAGGUAGAAGUCAAGUGGUUUUUAAAAUGAGGGGCGGUUCGUCGUAUGGAGAUCGGGACAGGGACCGUGGUCGCGACAGGGGGAGUCCUCGUUUUGGGUCUAGCAGAGGUCCCCCUCCCAACAAGAAGUUUGGGAACCCAGGGGAGCGUUUGCGCAAGAAGAAAUGGGACCUAAACGAGCUUCCAAAGUUUGAGAAGAACCUUUACAAUGAACAUCCAGAUAUCCAGCGCAUGAGCCAGUAUGACUUGGAGGAGUUUCGCAGGAAGAAGGAGAUCACUAUCAGGGGGUCAGGCUGCCUGAAACCUGUCAGUAGCUUCUCCCAGGCCCAUUUUCCUCAGUAUGUGAUGGAUGUGCUGAUACAGCAGAACUUUAAGGAGCCCACAGCUAUCCAGGCACAAGGCUUCCCUCUGGCCCUGAGUGGCAGGGACAUGGUGGGCAUCGCACAGACAGGUUCUGGGAAAACCUUAUCGUAUCUCCUGCCUGCCAUUGUGCACAUUAACCACCAGCCCUACCUAGAAAGAGGAGAUGGACCAAUCUGUUUGGUUCUGGCACCAACUCGAGAGCUGGCCCAGCAGGUUCAGCAAGUUGCUCAUGAAUAUGGCAAGUCAUCACGCAUCAAGAGCACCUGUGUUUACGGGGGAGCGCCCAAGGGACCCCAGAUCCGUGACCUGGAGAGAGGUGUUGAGAUCUGCAUCGCCACCCCGGGUCGUCUCAUUGACUUCCUGGAGGCAGGGAAGACCAACCUACGGCGCUGCACCUACUUGGUGCUGGACGAGGCUGACAGAAUGCUGGACAUGGGCUUUGAGCCACAGAUCCGCAAGAUUGUUGACCAGAUUAGGCCUGACAGGCAGACCCUGAUGUGGAGUGCCACCUGGCCCAAGGACGUGCGGCAGCUAGCAGAGGACUUCCUGAAGGACUAUGUCCAGAUCAACGUGGGAGCCCUGGAGCUGAGCGCCAACCACAACAUCCUGCAGAUUGUGGACGUGUGCAUGGAGAGUGAGAAGGACAACAAGCUGCUCCAGCUGAUGGAGGAGAUCAUGGCUGAGAAGGAGAACAAGACCAUCAUCUUUGUGGAGACCAAGAAACGCUGUGACGAUCUGACCCGCAGAAUGAGACGCGAUGGGUGGCCAACGAUGUGUAUCCAUGGUGACAAGACUCAGCCAGAGAGAGACUGGGUGCUGACAGGUAAGACGUGGUUUAUUAGGUGUAUUAUAUGGGCUAGUAUAGGGCUAAUCGGUAUUGGUUGUUGUCGUGACGCCUUCCUUUGUGUUCCUCAGCUGAUCUCUUGGCAUUUCCUCUCUCCUAUAGAGUUCCGUAGUGGCAAGGCUCCUAUUCUUAUUGCUACUGAUGUGGCCUCACGUGGUUUGGAUGUGGAGGAUGUCAAAUUUGUCAUCAAUUAUGACUAUCCAAACUCCUCUGAGGACUACAUCCACCGUAUCGGCCGUACGGCCCGUAGCACCAACAAGGGUACGGCCUACACAUUCUUCACCCCGGGCAACAUUCGUCAGGCCCGUGAGCUCAUCCGUGUCCUAGAGGAGGCCCGGCAGGCCAUAAACCCCAAGCUGCUGCAACUGGUCAACACUGGCCGUGGAGGAGGAGGCAGGUCACGUUUCCGUGGCAACGGCUCCAACGCCAACAACCCCAACCUGAUGUAUCAGGAUGAGUGCAACCGGCGCAUGCGCACCGUAGGCAGCAAGGACAGCCGGGGGAGCAGCAGCGGCACGGGAAGCAGCCGCGCCGGGGACAGGUCGUCCUCUUCCUACAGGGACAGGAGGGACAGCCGCAGCUCCUGCUCCUCCUACAACCAGUACCAGAGCGGGAGCAGCCAGUACAAGUCCGGGAGCAGCAAUGGGGGCCAAGAUCAGUCAGUGGGUCAGUUUGGUUCAGUCAGCAGGUCCAGUCAGCCCCCUCCACCCCCCUCAGGGCCACAGCCCCUCAUGGCCCAGAAGUUUACCCCAGCCCAGCCCAUGAUGGGAUUAAUGGGGCACUCGCCCUUCCAGUUUGCUCCCCCACCUCCUCCAACCUCACAGAGGAAGUAAAGCUGGGGCUAGCCCUCACCACACAUGCAUACAAUCCCCAACAUCAACCAGAAAAGUCAGUUGUGUUAGGAUUUAGAUUGUCUGGUUUUGAGAUUCUGGAAUACUGUGCUUGAAAUCUUGGCCUUAGCUGACAUGAAUCCAGAGGUGUUUGUUAGAUUGGUGAGCAUUAAAAAUAAAGUCAGCCGAUUUGUUGUGGUCAUUCAACAUUCCAAUAAUGAACUUGCCUGACUAACAAGUAGUUUGACAUCAGUGCUUUGAAAGGAUUUUUUUAAGCAUUAAAAUAACUGUACAAAUGCAGAUUGUCCUUUGAGUAGUUAGACCACAAUUGAAGUGGAAUACACUUGUGCUGAAAUGUAAUACUUAUACAUUUGUAGGUGAUGAAAGCAUUUUCAUUGAGGUGCCGUCUAAUUUGUUUCAUGUUGCUUUUCCCACAAAAUGCAUAUCCAGUGCUGUCAACAGUUAACUUUUUCAGCAUAUUGUCAAACGUAAAGGUUAUUUCAUUGUACAAACUGGCUUUCUUAGUAUAGUGAACUAAUGUGCUAUUUUUGCCUUUCGGUGUAUGAGGCAGGUGCUACCGUUUCUCGACAACUUUUUUUCUCAGCUCAUUCAGAUAUUGCGCUUUUGGUUUUUCAGCUUUAGUUAGUUUGUACAUAAGUGAUUAUUUUCCCAUUUAGAAUUUCUCUCUUAAAAGGUGAUCAGUAAUUCAGUUCCAGGACAGUAUUUUGAAAUAUGUAUAGACAUGUCCUGACAUGAGGUAGUUAUUCGACUUAUGUAGGUUACAUUAUUUUAAUUGUUUAUUUUGUGGGAUCUUUCCAACCCCUCGGUAGCUGAACCAUAUAAUUUCAUGGUCUUGGGAUAUUGUUUCUCUAUUGAACUAUGCUUGUUUCUUCCUAGUGUAGGGAUGUAUAGGUUUGUGCUUUGCUGCUUCUCUGUCCUUUCCAUCUGUAGUUGAAUCAUUCUAGUAUGUAGACAAGACCGACCUGUAAAAUCACUUUUUUACUGUCUGGUUUUGUUUUUCAGGUUUCAAUAAAGCUUUUGAAUGUUA